This is a messenger RNA of Vitis riparia (riverbank grape), 1495 nucleotides long. Its product is annotated as protein trichome birefringence-like 4. The record is from RefSeq and is a predicted model, not a curated record. Gene Ontology annotation, cellular component: Golgi apparatus. The coding region runs from base 10 to 1404 and encodes 464 amino acids. Gene Ontology annotation, molecular function: O-acetyltransferase activity. Lineage: Eukaryota; Viridiplantae; Streptophyta; Magnoliopsida; Vitales; Vitaceae. The transcript has 5 exons.
UCUUCUCUAAUGGCGUCUCUCAAGAACCUCUUCUCCACUCUCCUACACGCUCCAAGAACCCUUUCCUUCCCUAUUUCACCCCCCAGAACCCACUUCUUUGUAGGGUCACUUCGCAUUCUUUCUUUCUUCUUCUUCUUCUCAGCAACCUUCGCCGAUACCUCGCCGGUCGUGGCCGCUGAAACUCUCGUUUCUCGUCUUCUCCCCACCUCAAACCGCGCCUCGCCCACCACUUCCUGCGCUCAUCUCGUGUCCAACUCACAUGGGACUCGCACUGAGGGCACUUCACUCUCAGCAGUCAAAGAAACCCGGAAGAGUCCAAGAAACAGCGAGUCUGAUGCAGUGGGUGACCUCAGUUCUUGUGACAUCUUUGAUGGUAACUGGGUUUUGGAUGAUUCUGAGCCGGUUUACCCACCUGGGUCUUGUCCGUACAUCGACGACGCCUUCAACUGUUUCAAGAACGGCCGGCCGGAUUCCGAUUAUCUCCGUUUCCGGUGGAAGCCACAGGGGUGCCAGAUCCCAAGGUUUGAUGGGAGGAAAAUGUUGAAGAUGUUGAGAGGGAAAAGGCUGGUGUUCGUCGGCGACUCCUUGAAUCGGAACAUGUGGGAAUCGCUGGUCUGUGCUUUGAGAGAGUCAUUGGUGGAUAAGAGCAGAGUCUUUGAAGUUUCGGGGAAGCGGGAGUUCAGAACUCAGGGGUUCUAUUCGUUUAGAUUCCUGGACUAUAAAUGCUCAAUCGACUUCGUCAGAUCACCAUUCCUCGUACAAGAAACUAUAAGUAGAACUCUAAGAGCGACACUCAGGCUCGACGUGAUCCAAGAUUCUUCCUCCAAGUACAGAGACGCUGAUAUAAUCGUCUUCAACACAGGCCACUGGUGGACGCACCAGAAAACCUACAGAGGCCAGAAUUACUUCCAGGAGGGCAAGCAUGUGUACAACAAGCUAGAAGUGACAGAAGCAUACACCAAAGCCUUGAGGACAUGGGCGCAAUGGGUCGACGCCAACAUCGACUCUAACCGCACCAGGGUGUUCUUCCGGGGAUUCUCAGCUUCUCAUUUCAGAGGUGGGCAGUGGAAUUCCGGUGGGAACUGCGACGGCGAGACGCGGCCGAUAACAAACGAGACCCAGCUUGCGCCAUAUCCAUGGAUGAUGAGGACCCUUGAGUCAGUGAUAGCAGAGAUGAUAACACCGGUGUUGUAUCUCAACAUUACCAAAAUGACAGACUACAGGAAAGACGGGCAUCCCUCCAUCUUUCGACAGCCGGAGGCGUCAAGGAGUAACGAAAUGGUUCAAGACUGCAGCCACUGGUGCCUUCCUGGGGUUCCAGACUCGUGGAACGAGCUCCUCUAUGCUACCUUGCUAACAUCAAGCUAUCUGGAUUUCAGUGAAGAAUUGAUCUCUAUUGUAUAAAUUCCCUUUGAAUUUCAUGGUCACUGUGUGUUUCCAAUUUUCUAGUUUUCAACUCGUAUUUUCUAACAGCCUCUUGGCAAAUUCACUCCAU